Oppiella nova is the source of this 636-nucleotide messenger RNA. The record is from the annotation of a GenBank genome assembly. Lineage: Eukaryota; Metazoa; Arthropoda; Arachnida; Sarcoptiformes; Oppiidae.
AUGGCUGUAAAUCCUAACGAUUUUCCAACCGCUGACUACUUAGCGGUGAAGAACUCGCGUAACUUUACGGGGAAAGUGGUGUUAGUGACCGGAAGUAGUUCAGGCAUAGGGGAGGGUAUUGUCAAAUUGUUCUCCAUAUUAGGGGCUAAAGUGGUGGUCACCGGUAGGAAAGAGGCUGAUGUCCAUAAAGUUGCUCAAGAAGUACAAGAGCUAUCACCACAAAAACUAAAGCCUUUAGAAGUGACGGCAGAUCUGACCAAAAGGGAAGACGUCGAGAGACUUAUCAAUGAAACCAUCAAAACGUUUGGACAGUUGGAUGUGUUGGUCAACAACGCCGGGAUAUACCCCAGGGAUGAGAUACACGACAAGAAUAUCACUGAAGAGUUUGAUUUGGUGUUUAACAUCGACUUAAGGGCUGUCGUGCAGACCAUUCACACGGCUGUCCCAUACCUCGAGAAGACUAACGGCACUAUCAUUGACAUGUCAGCUGUUCUAGCAAUUGUCCCUGCUCCAUCGGUUUUGAACUACUGUUCCGCGAAAGCGGCGCUAAAUAUGUUGACAGAAGUAUUGGCCCUCGAGUUGGGACCCAAAGGGGUUCGCGUUAAUGCCGUCAGCCCGGCCUUAACAGAAGUGGAA